Messenger RNA from Anopheles darlingi, 1137 nucleotides. RefSeq names its product bromodomain-containing protein DDB_G0280777-like. Bases 377 to 865 code for a protein of 162 amino acids. The transcript is spliced from 3 exons. NCBI's taxonomy places the organism in Eukaryota, Metazoa, Arthropoda, Insecta, Diptera, Culicidae. The record is from RefSeq and is a predicted model, not a curated record.
CGCACCAUUCUUCCGAGCAGCCAGCGGCUUUCGUUUGUGUUUGUUACGAUCAACAACGAUACCGAGAUAAAUCGAGAAAAAAAACGUGUGUGUGUCACCACCGAAUGUGAACAUCGUUGUUGAGGGUCUAGAAACAGUAACAGCUUCAUCGCCAUCUCGUCGACCGAAAGUGCAUCUGAAUUUUGUGUUCCCGUGUGUCUUUUGCGUCCUGAGUGUCCUGAGUGUUGUUUGCCAAGUGUGGUGCUCAAAACAAUAAUACUUGUUGCACGAACCAGAAAGGCGAGAUUGUGAAAACAAUUAAAAUAUUGAGCAAACUAAUAACUGCAACAGUUCUGCCACUCAAAGACGAUCGAAAGAGGGUUUUGUGGCUGUGGAAAUGGCUAUCGCUUUCUACAUACCGGCCGUGGAGGAUGAGGCGGAAAACCAGCGCUUGCUGGAGCAGCAGCAGAUGCUGCUGCAGCAGCAGCUGCUCCAUCGCCGAUUAAGGCUGCAGCAGCAAUUACAGUUACAGCUGCACCAGCAGCAGCUACAACUGCAGCAACAGAUCCAGCAGCAACAACAAAUGCAGCAGCAGCAAUCAAUUCAAUCAUCUGCUGCCAGUCAGUCGCAACCCCAGACUCCAUCAACUCCCACGCAAAAUGGUGCUACUCAGCAGGAACAGCAACCGCAGCUGCAACAAGUACAGCAGCAUCGUUCCUCCGGGCAUACUAUGCAACAAGUUCGCUACCAGCUGCUCCGCACCACACUGCACGAGAUCCUGUUCCGCCACGUGCUGCAGACGAUUCGUCGGCGAGGACAAUGUCAACUGUGCGGGAGACUCUACCAGCUGUUGCGCAAGCAACAGCAGCAGCGGCAGCAGCAGUAAGAAGAGCGCCGUUAAAUCCAAGCUCAGUUAAGUAAUAGUGUCCUGAGAAGGAAACCACUGCCCGAAUGCAACCACCAGGCAUACAACUAUACCUAACGCCUCAUUCACGGGUUGUUCAUAAACAUCGGGAGAGUGAGACAAGAGUGAUUCAUCGCUGCACCGGAGUGAUACCGGAGCAAAGUGCAGUGUAUACGGCUGUGAUCCACCUUUUACACACUCUUGAGUUGGUUCUGGCACUCACUGCCCUGCUGGAUCGUCCACACCUAAGACAU